Molecule: messenger RNA, 949 nt
Organism: Prosopis cineraria
Lineage: Eukaryota; Viridiplantae; Streptophyta; Magnoliopsida; Fabales; Fabaceae
Product: 60S ribosomal protein L10a-like
Exons: 6
Coding region: 150-800 (216 amino acids)
Biological process (GO): translation
Cellular component (GO): large ribosomal subunit
Molecular function (GO): RNA binding; structural constituent of ribosome
Source: RefSeq, a predicted model, not a curated record
AUGGCCUAUAUUGAUGGCUGACUGACUAUCCAUUCCGCUCUGUAUAAAAUGCCUCGUUACACUCCGAAACCCUAUCUCUGGGAUUUCGCCUUCGUCUAUCUGUGGAGCAAGAUCUGGAGCCACUGCGGUGAAAGGGCGCAGCUGAGAAGAUGAGUAAGCUUCAGAGUGAUGCCCUGAGGGAAGCUAUCGCACAAAUCAUGAAUGAUUCCAAGCAGGCAGACCGCAAAUUUGUUGAGACCAUUGAGCUCCAGAUUGGUCUGAAGAACUAUGAUCCACAAAAGGAUAAGCGAUUCAGUGGUUCUGUGAAGUUACCCCACAUCCCUCGCCCUAAGAUGAAAAUAUGCAUGCUUGGAGAUGCUCAACAUGUUGAAGAGGCUGAGAAGAUUGGUUUGGACUGGAUGGAUGUGGAAGGAUUGAAGAAGCUAAACAAGAACAAGAAAUUAGUUAAAAAACUAGCCAAAAAAUACCAUGCCUUUUUAGCAUCUGAAGCAGUCAUAAAGCAGAUUCCUCGUCUCUUGGGUCCAGGUCUUAACAAGGCAGGGAAAUUCCCUACACUUGUUACUCACCAAGAGUCCCUUGAGUCAAAGGUUAAUGAAACGAAGGCCAUGGUAAAAUUUCAGCUAAAGAAGGUUUUGUGCAUGGGAGUUGCUGUGGGAAAUGUUAGUAUGGAGGAAAAGCAAAUCUUCCAAAAUGUGCAACUCAGCGUUAACUUCCUUGUCUCCUUGUUGAAAAAGAAUUGGCAGAAUGUUCGUUGCUUGUAUCUGAAGAGCACUAUGGGGAAGUCGUACCGUGUCUUUUGAGGGUUUUGCUUUUUGGAGGCUGCUGUGGCGCUCAAGAUUUUUACCCCCCUAGUUUAAGUCAAUAGAGGGACAAUUAUUUAAAUUUUAGUUCUAUUUGAAGAAAUACUUUGUAUUUGGAUUAUCGUUUCUUUUGAUGAAAUGCUUGCUAA